This is a messenger RNA of Thamnophis elegans (Western terrestrial garter snake), 4644 nucleotides long. It is a transcript of the gene MYRIP, whose product is annotated as myosin VIIA and Rab interacting protein. The transcript has 17 exons. Gene Ontology annotation, biological process: intracellular protein transport. Gene Ontology annotation, cellular component: cortical actin cytoskeleton. NCBI's taxonomy places the organism in Eukaryota, Metazoa, Chordata, Lepidosauria, Squamata, Natricidae. The coding region runs from base 708 to 3320 and encodes 870 amino acids. The record is from RefSeq and is a predicted model, not a curated record. Gene Ontology annotation, molecular function: myosin binding; actin binding; small GTPase binding.
UCCGGUGAACAGUCGAAUCUCUCUUGCUCCAAAAAGAAGCUCUUCUUCCUCACCAAUCGUCUAGCAGCAGCUACAAUGUGCGCGCCGUGGGGGAGGGGGCGGUUAUCGCUUGUUAUUUCUAGUACACGCAGGCGUUGUUUGGCGCGUGCGUGUUCUUUCUUCCAUCCCGAUGUUUUUGGAGUAAAUAGCAAGAGCCUCGCGGCUUGCUUGGACAAAGACUGAAAGAUGGCGUGCGCGUUCUCUCCGACUUACUCCUGACUCUCCAGCACCCUCCCUCCCUUUGGAACUGCCGCUAUUUUCUGAUUGGACCCCUGGUGCCCCGGUCAGCUGUCAGGAAUAGUAGAAGCUAAGUCUGCAAGGAGUGCGGAAGGGGGUGAGACAGUCUCAAGGCAGAGGCAUAUGGUCCAUGUACCUAUCACGUUUCCUUUAAUUCAGUGGUGAUAGUCUAUAGGCGCAUGCUACCAAAGAAGAUUCUGAUCAAAGCCAGGAAAAAUGCAAAACUGCCUCCUUCUAUGACAGCUGCCAUGCUAAUGUAAAGGAAGGCGCAACUGGCUCUUUUAUCGGACCAGACACCUUUUGAGACGCUUGCUUUAUACGGGAGUUCUCCUCCUCUUGCUGUCGGAUAUUGGAAGUAUUGGACUGGUGCAGACAACUCCAAAGGGGUUUAGAUUAUUUCAGGGUUUAGACCUUCAGUGAGCUAACUAAAUAUGAGAAGAAAGCUAGACUUAUCUGACCUGACUGAUGAUGAAACUGAACAUGUUAUUCAAGUGGUCCAACGAGAUUUUACCCUCCGCAAAAAAGAAGAAGACCGACUGAAUGAAAUUAAACAGAAGCUUGAUGAAGAGGGUAACAAGUGCAGCAUCCUUUCCAAGCAUGAGAGAUUUAAUGAGCAUUGUUGCAUGUGUUGCUGCUCCCCAUUUACUUUUCUCAUCAAUACUAAACGACAGUGCCAAGACUGCAAAUACAAUAUCUGCAAGAACUGUAGCUCUUAUCAGAAGAAAGAGAAUGUGUGGCUCUGCAACAUGUGUCAGCAAGCUAGACGUCUAAGAGCUCAGUCCCUGGAAUGGUAUUACAAUAAUGUGAAAAGUCGCUUCAAGCGUUUUGGAAGUGCUAAAGUUCUGAAGAAUUUAUAUAGAAAACAUCGUUUGGAAACUGGAACUUGCUGUGACAUACUAGAAGCAGGACAUUUUUAUGAAGGAACCACAGUAAAUGAAGAAAGCAAAUGUAACAGUGAUUUGGUUUUCUACAAAAACACAGAGGGACGUAGCAUGUUAAGAACUGUUGCUGUAGCCUUGCAUGUUGCAGAAGAAGUAAUAGAAGAAGCUAUUUCCAAGGCAGGGAUAUACAGUGACAGCUUGGACAAACAGUAUGAAGCUUGUUAUUUGCAAGAUCAUAAAGAAGAACUGAUAGAAGAGCUUGCUACCACUAUUGUCCAGAAGAUUAUAAGGAAGCCGAUAGUCAAAACUGAGCAAGUGGAACCUGGCUUUGAAAGGUCACAGUUCAUGAGCAACAGAAAUGUGACAUCUGCUUUGUCCCCAAAACAGAACAUGCUGACUUUUCAAAGGAGCCAUAGGAGGUCAUAUGCAUUAUGGAGAUCCCAGUCUGCAUUUUCACUGACUAAUGAAGCUACAGCCCAGGACCCAAUUCUCACAUCAUCAGUGUUUGAAUCUACCUUGAGAGAACCAAAAGGCCAAAUCAAGAAACAAAAGCACAGGCUGUCUACAUUUCCCAGUUGGAAGAGUGUGGACCAAUUAAAUGAACCAAAUAAAGAUUUUCCUCCUGUUUUGCAAAGUACAGAUGGAAAUUGGGUAGCCUUGAAAAAUACCAUUUUGCCUUGCCCUCGAUUGCUUGCUAAACCUAAGAGCCAAGUGUUCAAAGCUUUGGAGGAAGAAUCCAAUGUUGUAUCUGCUUAUGAUGAGAUGGGCGAAGAUAGCGAAGAUAAUGGUGACUGGAAUGUGACUUUGAACAAGCUACAGCAGAGGCCUCAGGAGCUUUCAAAUUAUGUUGAAGCUCAGCACAAUGCUGAAUGGAGUUAUGGCAAUGAAUUAUACCAGUCUAUGACUUCUCUGUCAUCUAAGGGGUUUACCAUUGAGACAGAAUACUGUGAUUCAGAAAUAUCACCUGUUGAUCCUUUAAGGAAGACUAUAGCAUCUAGCCUCUUAGGAAUGAAUAAAGAAAUUUGUAACAAUAAAUACAGAGAGGAAAAAGCAGAGAUGAAUGAAGACUUGGAUGUGAAUUUUAAUCCACAGGUUAUCAGUUUAAACUGUUCAGAUGGUAGUGAAAAUGAAAUCUAUCAUGACUUUGAAAAGACAUCAAGAACAUGGGGGGAAAGUAAUGUUCUCUCUGAUGAUUUAUGCAAAAGCAAAAAUUAUACAAAACUACCUAACAACUUGGGUACAUAUCAGGUAUUUGAUGAUUUAUCAAAAUUUGACAUCAGCUGUGUCGAUCAACAUCAACAAAGUAAAGUACUCUCUGUGGAAGCAAGGUUGAAGGCAAGGUUAUCUGAAUUAUCAAUAAAAAUGAAAAAGAGUAGAGAAACUUCAGAGGAAGAGACAUCAGAGUCAAGAACAGCAAAUGAGAACCAGAAAUCUGGCUUAGCUUUAGACAUUUGCAAUAGCAAAUGUCUCCAAGAAGAAUUUAAAAAGAAAUGUCCUGCAGCCUCUCUCUGCAACAUAUCUACUGAAGUCCUAAAAGUAAUCAAUGCAACAGAAGAAUUCAUUGCAGAAUCCACAAAACUAUAUGAUUUCCCAGCAGAAACAUAUGAAAGAAGGAACAGAGAAUUCCCAUUAGGCACAAACCUUAUCCAGCUUGAUGGGCAGCUCACAGCAUUGGAAGAAAAUGUCUAUCUGGCAGCUGGCAGUGUGUAUGGCCUGGAGAGUCAGCUAAAUGAACUUGAGGAUGCAGCUCAUAAAGUUAACACCAUUACUGCAGAAGCCGAACUAGCUGAUCUAGAGGACCAAGUGGCAACAGCUGCAGCACAAGUUCAUCAUGCAGAGCUUCAGAUUUCAGAUAUUGAGAGCAGAAUUUCAGCCCUUUCAAUAGCAGGCUUGAAUGUGGCUCCAUAUGCUCAUUUGACAAGAAGACGUGAUCACCAGACAAGCCAGAUGCAUACAAUAAACACAUCCAGACAGCAGAGACGAAAGCUUCCAGCUCCACCGAUGAAAGGUGAAAACAUGGAUGCAUCUCCAGUUUCUUCUAUUAGAACAUUUAACAGGAAUUUCAUACUUCAAGGAUCUCUGACACAAAGAACAAAAAAAGAAAAAAAGAUCAUUGCCAAGGAUUUGUUGGAACCAACUAUAGGCUCUUCUGUAAUGUAUUAGAAUUACAAAAUUUUACUGCCAAUGACACACUGCCUAGGGCUGCACACUAGAGUGCCUUUAUAUAACAGCCAUUAUAUACAUCCACUAAAAAAAUAAAUGAUUCUCAACAAUCUACAAUGCCUCAGUAAUAGGGCUUUGUUUGGAUACCUUAUUGAGAAAGAUGUUCAAGAUAUUCAAGUCUUCAAUAUUGUGGUCUGCUCAUCAAAACUCUGCCUUAAAGUUCUAAAGAGACUCCAGGAAUUACACCAAGUUUCAAGGCUUCAUGUUUUAAGAUGCACUUUUAUUCACACUGUCAAUUGUACUAAAGUAUGUUACCUUCAGAUACAGCCUGCAUUUUUGUAUUAUUCUCAGUUCUUCAAUUAAUGUUAGUCAUUGCCUCAUUUGAAGGUAAAUUUGAAGGUAAAAGAAAUUAUUAAAUUAUAUUGUAUUGUGUGAUACCUAUUUCCUGGGAUCUUACUAUUCAGAUGUUCACAGUAAUGCACAACAUUAUCAGAACAAUAAGAAUUUCAGGAAUAACUGGUAAUCCUGAAAACUAUGAAGCAGGAUGGCCAGAAAGGAGAUUGAAAGCAUAAAAAGGAAAACAUUUUCCAUUUUUAUUUUCUACCUGCAUUCCAUUAUGGCAUAUUCUACUAGCCAUUAUACAAAUGCCCUAACUUCAUAUCAGUAGACAAAUGUACUUAAUUAAAUAUACUUUCAACCAAAUUAAUUGAAAUCUCUUCCAUCCUCAAAAAAUAGUGAAGCCAGUUGCAGACCCAGUUGUAUUCCCACUUGAGGCAAAUUCUAAUUUCAACUGUUAGAACUCAAAAUCUAGCAUUUUAAAAUCUAUUCCAAAGGCAGGUUUUAAAUCAAUAUAUAUUAUUCCAUCUCCAGUUAUAGAAACUUCUUCAAUUAUAAAGUAUAUGUGAUCAUUCUGUUAACAUCAAUGUUUCUAAAAGUGUAUAAUCAUGUGUCCAGAAGGUGUUAGUACCCUUUAGUGCAUAUAUACUCUUGGCUCUUUUGUUUAUAUUAAAGCUUGUAAAAAUAGAUUUAGAAGCUUAGCGUCUACAAAAAUAAUUUCAAGAAAUAGAUUGGCUUAAGUAUCUUCUAUUCCCAAAAUUUAGACAAAUGAGACAUUUCAUUAAUUCCCAUGUCUAGCUGGUAUCACUAAAACUGGCCACUCAUUUAUAUCUUAUCAGUUGCAUGAACGAAAAUCGGUUCACCAACAAAAGGGCGCCUGACAAAAGGGCACCCAACAAAACCACAGUGACAAAACCAUGAGUUCUAAACCGCACCGACGAAUGAGCACUGAAGCGCACCGACAACAGAGUGCCAACAGAAGCGUGCU